CAAGCUGCCACACUGAAGUGACUUAGCGCACAUAUCUUUUGGUGGUUUUUUUAUUCUUUUAUAAGAACCCUAAAAUAAUACAUAAUAUAAUGUAUUUAAAAAAUGAAAUUGUAGUUCCUUCAAGGAACUGCUUAAACCCACGAGGGGAUGUCCGGCAUGAGGAUUCUACAGUUUCCUCUUCUGUCCAGAGCUGUGCUCUCAUUGAGGGCAGCACUGGUUGUCUGACCGGUCACAUUGCAACCAUGACGCCUAAACAUUGCUUUCUAGGCUUCCUCAUCAGUUUCCUCCUGACUGGUGUAGUGGAAACCCAGUCAGCCCGUGAAUCCCUGAUGCCUCAGCGAGUACAUUUUCAGUCUCGAAAUUUCCACAACAUUUUGCACUGGCAGCCUGGGAGGGCUUGUACCAGCAACAGCAGUAUCUAUUUCGUACAGUACAAAAUGUAUGGACAGAGACAAUGGAAAAAUAAAGAGGACUGUUGGGGUAUUCUCGAAUCCUUUUGUGACCUUACCAAUGAAACAUCAGAUAUACAGGAACCUUAUUAUGGAAGGGUGAGGACCAUCUCAGCUGGGAUCCGCUCAGGCUGGACCAUGACGCAGCGCUUCACUCCCUGGUGGGAAACAAAAAUUGAUCCUCCAGUCAUGAAUAUAACUCAAAUCAAUGGAUCUUUGUUGGUGAUUCUUCAUGCUCCAGGUUUACCAUAUAGAGACCAAAAAGGAAAAAAUGUAUCAAUAGAAAAUUACUAUGAGCUAGUAUAUCGAGUCUUUAUAAUUAAUUCAAUAGGAAAGGUAAGUUCAGGUGAAUAGGUAAGUUUGGUAUUUUUCUUUUGUUCAUUUAAGUAACAUUUUAGCUCUAAAGUAUGUCCAUUCUUUUGCCACUCAAUUCCUUUUACUUUUCUUUACCUUUUUUUUUUUUCAAUUUCUUCUCACUUCCACCCUCAUUGAUAAGCAAUUUGUGACUGGCAUCACUAUCAGAUGUGUGUGUGUGUGUGUGUGUGUGUGUGCCUUUGCUCAGCUGGUCUCCACUUCAUCCUGCCUAGUUAAUCUGGAGAAAUUAAAGUGACUAUCUAAAGAUUGGUGCAUAUAUAAAGAUUGGUGUUAACAAUAUUUAAUUCCCUUUGAUGACCACAAAUACUAAUUUUUAUGGAUUUUACACUCUUUUUAAGUGGCUUUUGGAUCACAGCAUUAUAUAUUUAGGCCAAUUUUGUUAUAGUAUUUUAAUCCACCAUCUGUGCCUUUAUCUUGUUUGAUAGUUAAUUGAAUGUUCCUUUUUGGUGUCCAUCUAAGACAAGGUUCCUAUGGUUGUAAGGAACAGAAACUCACUCAAACUGGUUCAAAUAGAAAAGGGUAGGGGGAAGGGAGGAGCUUAAUAAAACUCCCAAUAAACAAGUGAUCUUAGGGACAGGAAGGAACAGGAAAUAAAGUGCUGCCGGGCUUCGAAGGGACAGGGAAGGACGGAUAGAGAAGAGAGUCUUAAAGGACCCCGAUCCGUGUCUCUGGCCAUGUUGCAUGUCUACAAUGGUCUCCAAGUCUCCUCCAUUUUCCUCACUGCACAGCAUAAAUUCUUGGAAAAGGGAUUCUGGCCAUUGAGUCAGCCAGUCAACAGCCCUUAUGUCGCAUGUACACAGCCAUGACCUGUCCCUUUAUCAGGCUCUGAACUAGGACUCUGGAGAAAGAGGAUGUGUCUGGGAAGAAACCCUAUAAUCCAACCACUACCGAGACUGUGGACAACUUCUUAAUAAUAGAGCAAAUCAGUGACUAACUGAAAGCCAUUUGUCAUCUCACUUUUCCCCUUAUGUACAGGAACAAAAGGUAUAUGAAGGAGCUCACAGAGUUGUUGAAAUUGGAGUUCUGGCACCUCACACUGCUUACUGUGUAGUGGCUGAAACGUACCAGCCCAUGCUGGACAAAAGAAGUCGGAGAAGUGAAGAGAAAUGUGUGGAACUUCCUUGAAGGGUUCUGGAGUGCUCCACAAUAUGGAAAUCAAAACUCUCUGAGAGCGGGAUGGCUCAUGUUUGAAGGAUCUCACUGAAAGUUGUGCUUAUAUUUUCUUGAGGCGGUGUUCACCAUUAAUUACACCUUGGGGAACUCUUUGUUUACCCAUUCUUUCUUCCUUUACAUUUUACUGGUAAACUAAUUUAAGCAACAUGGCUCAAAACAUUAGAAUUUAAAGAGGAGGCAAAGAAUAAAGUCCUCUCUGAAUGCGGAA
Molecule: messenger RNA, 2205 nt
Organism: Neofelis nebulosa (Clouded leopard)
Lineage: Eukaryota; Metazoa; Chordata; Mammalia; Carnivora; Felidae
Gene: IL22RA2
Product: interleukin 22 receptor subunit alpha 2
Exons: 4
Coding region: 90-803 (237 amino acids)
Molecular function (GO): interleukin-22 receptor activity; protein binding
Source: RefSeq, a predicted model, not a curated record